Messenger RNA from Sardina pilchardus (European sardine), 2886 nucleotides. It is a transcript of the gene nek2, whose product is annotated as NIMA-related kinase 2. Gene Ontology annotation, biological process: protein phosphorylation. Gene Ontology annotation, molecular function: ATP binding; protein kinase activity. The transcript is spliced from 9 exons. The coding region runs from base 636 to 1901 and encodes 421 amino acids. NCBI's taxonomy places the organism in Eukaryota, Metazoa, Chordata, Actinopteri, Clupeiformes, Clupeidae. The record is from RefSeq and is a predicted model, not a curated record.
AUUAUUUGUCCUUCCUUAGGGCUACUACACUUUUUCACCAUUUUAAGACAACUCAUCUUUGAAGAUGUUAAGAAUGGGUAGAAUAAAGAAUGGGUGGCCUAAUAUAGGCCUAAAGUGACUCUUAAGGAUAGAUGCUUUGUUGUAUUAAAAAACUCUAACUCUCUGAACAUGAAUUAGUGAUUUCCAUCAGUGGCCCCCUCCACAAAGCCAAAAGGAUUGGUUUACCCAUUCUCUGACUCUGACUUACAGAACACAUCUGUUUGCCUCCUUCAGCAGUGCUUGGCAUCAGAAUGGCGUUUAUCAAAACAGUCAUAUAGCCUAAUGAAAUCUUGCCAUUCCACCUGCCUGGGCAAAUAGUUGCUGUUGUCUCUCUGUCAGCUGCAGUUUAGCUCAAUUUUACAACUUUUGAGCCAUUUCCUGCUGUUUGUUCUCUUCUUUAGGUUAAUACUUGUAACAGUGAUGACCCAGGAUGCCGCAUUUAUGGACAGAAGUAGGCCUAUCGUAGGUUUUUUCAGGAAUUGGUCCUCUGGCCUACACAAUGCGAAUGACCCUGGAGGAAAAUAACUUGGAAAUACCAAGCCCUAUAUCUUAGGCUAUACCUUAUUCUCGUUUGGAAAGAACUGGACUAUGGCACCAUGGCGGAAGCCGAAAAACAAAUGUUGGUAUCAGAGGUGAACCUGUUGCGGGAGCUGAAGCACCCCAAUAUUGUUCGCUACUACGACCGCAUCAUAGACCGCAGCAACACUACGCUGUACAUUGUAAUGGAAUACUGCGAGGGUGGAGAUCUCUCCAGUCUAAUCACCAAGUGCAUCAAGGAGAGACGGUACCUAGAGGAGGAGUUAAUCUUGCGGGUGUUGGCACAGCUGGUCUUGGCUCUGAAAGAGUGCCAUCGACGGACUGAUGGGGGCUGCACCGUACUGCACCGCGACCUUAAACCAGCCAACAUUUUCCUUGAUGCCAAGCAGAAUGUCAAACUCGGAGACUUUGGUCUGGCACGGAUCCUCAACCACGACACCAGCUUUGCCAAGACAUUUGUGGGCACACCUUAUUACAUGUCGCCGGAACAAAUGAACCGGAUGUCAUACAAUGAAAAAUCCGAUAUCUGGUCUCUAGGCUGCCUGGUGUAUGAGCUUUGUGCCCUUUCUCCCCCUUUUACUGCAUACAACCAGAAGGACCUGGCCGAGAAGAUCCGGGAGGGCAAAUUCAGACGGAUCCCAUACAGAUACUCAGAGGAGCUCAACACAUUUCUGUCAAAGAUGCUCAAUUUGAAGGACUACCUGAGGCCCUCAGUGGAAUCCAUCCUGCAAAGCAGCUUGAUUUCUGAGAUGGUAGCUGAGGAGCAGAGGAGGGCCCAAGCUCGGAACCGGAGGCGGUCCACAGUGGGCCAGGGCAACGCUGACCAACCCAAGACUCCGGCGGCCCACGAGCAGCGCGGCACUGCUGGAACAGGAGGCGCUGCAGGGGCGGCCAUUGCCACUGCCUCCUCAGAGCUGCGUCUGAGGGCUGAGGUGCUCCGCGAGCGCGAGGUGGCCAUCAAGCAACGUGAGGAGAGACUGGAGAAAAGGGAACAAGAGCUCUGCACUCGUGAGCGGCUUUGUAACGAGAAGAUAGCCAGGGCAGAGAACCUACUGAGGACCUAUAACCUUAGUAAACAGCAGAGGGCGCACUCUCCUUUCUCCAGGUCUCCAGACGGAGAGGAAGAGAAUAUCUCUCCAGGAAAAAAGAAGGUUCACUUUGCUGGAGACAGCAAGGAGAACCAGCUUCCCACAAAAGGGAGGGAGAAACCUCAGGAUGUGGCGCUUCGGAAGAGGCUGCAGGCAGCCAACAUGCGGGCCGAGGCCUUGGGUGAGGUGGAGAGGACCCUCCAGCUCAAGAGCCGGCAGAUCCUGGGCAUCCGCUAGGACACAACUGUCCUCCCGAAACCCAAAGACGACUAUCAAAUGCUAGCUCGGAAUGGCUUUCAGUCCUUAAUGGAUGGGCAGGGUGUGGUCAGAGUCUGUUUGGAAUGCCUGUGAGAAGAUCACCAUUAACACAUCCAGUUGUCUUGAUCAUAUCGAUUCUUUCCCAUUCAGCCCCAACAGCCUCAAGCAACUAACACUGAGAAGAUGAUCUUGCUGUUAUAAAGCAGAGAGGUUGUAGUGUGUCUCAGAAUUAUGGGGCAAGUAUUUGGAAUGUCUUAUCCUGAAAAGACUGUAAAUAGCUCUAAAUUAUUUGUGCCAUAAUACAUAUUGUAGGUUAAACAACUAUGUUUAUAAGAUAUAUUUUGCUGUAGCUAUUAUUUAAGUUCAGUGUGUUGGUAAAUGUAACAUUUUACAUUGUUCUGUUAAGCUAUUUGUAUGCUCAUUGACUGAGAAGAGUUUGAAAAGUGUGUGUGUAUCUGCUAAGGGCAUUUUUAAGACGCACAUAUGUUUGAUUAAUGAGUGCUUUAAUGGGUGCCAAUCCAAACUACUGAGAGGCCUGACGUUCUGUUUAAAACUGGAACGUGGAAAUGGAACACUUGAUUGCAUUUGAAAAAGGAAGUCUUCAGACAUUCUUGGUCUAGGUCUAGGCCUGUGUGGCAUUAUUAUAAUUAUUGAAGCUUCUGUGUUCCCUUUUCUUUUGAAACCACAUGUGACGUGUUCUUGUGUUGUCCUUGACUUUCAGUUCAGUUAUUCAGAACAUUUCCAUCAUGUGACAAAAUCAUUUUGGUAUCCUCCUUUUUUUUCUCGUUGGUCCAUCUACACACGGCCCACUUGAAUUCAUGCUGGUGUUGAUGAUUCAUAAGGGGAUGAUUCGUAAGGAGAUGAGAGGAGGUUUUUCACAUGAGCAAACUUGGAUUUGGGUUAACAUGAAUGGGUUUUGAGGUUUUCCUUCAUACCUUCAAAUAAAAGGCAGCUGUUAACCAAA